Paramuricea clavata is the source of this 420-nucleotide messenger RNA. Lineage: Eukaryota; Metazoa; Cnidaria; Anthozoa; Malacalcyonacea; Plexauridae. The record is from the annotation of a GenBank genome assembly.
AUGGUAUGUGAGAUUGAAACGGCUCAUGCACAAGCCAAUCAAAAGAUCUCUGAAACACAUGGUACAUUGUCUUUAAGUCCAGCAACUGAAGAACAUGCGGUGUUAACGUUUUUUUGGGUGGACAACUUCGAUAUGAAUCUUGAGACACAAACUGGUCAUGGCGCAAUAAAUUCAACACACAUGAUUGCAUUCCAAGAAGAGUCACAAAUCACGAUGGAAAGAAGUACAUCGAAGGUUAAAUUCGCAAGAACAGGAAAACGCUCGAUUGAACAAAGUGAUAUGGAGGGUGAAGAAAUGCAAGUUUAUCCAAAGAAAGAGCCUCCCAGUUUUGUUAAUUAUUCAGCUGAUGAAAUAGUGAAAAUCCAGAGACUGCAUGUCUGCGGAACGUUUGCUGACGUGGAUGAUACUUCGACUGAUUAA